Molecule: messenger RNA, 711 nt
Organism: Sorex fumeus (smoky shrew)
Lineage: Eukaryota; Metazoa; Chordata; Mammalia; Eulipotyphla; Soricidae
Gene: COMMD9
Product: COMM domain containing 9
Exons: 6
Coding region: 61-657 (198 amino acids)
Source: RefSeq, a predicted model, not a curated record
CGAGGGAGGAGUCACGCGACCUCGUUCCGCCGCGGGUCGCGGUCACAUGACCCGGGGAAGAUGGCCACGCUGACAGCGGAACACUUUGCUGCGCUCCAGUUGCUGCUGAAGGCCUCCUCGAAAGAUGUUGUCCGGCAGCUGUGCCGAGAGAGCUUUUCCAGUGCAGCCCCCGGCGCCCACCCACUGCUGGAGACGACGUGUUCCAGCCUGUCAGUGACCCGGGCGGAGGCCGAGCAGCUGCUCCAGGCCCUGCACGGCCUCACCAGCCUGGUGGUCUUCCGCAACCUGACCUCCGCCGAGGCGAUCCUGGCUCUCUUCCCCGAGGAUUUCCACCAGAGCCUCAAGAACCUGCUGACGAAGAUCAUCCUGGAACACGUAGCUACUUGGAGAACUGAAGCCCAAAACAAUCAGAUCUCCCUGCCGCGCCUGGUGGACCUGGACUGGAGAGUGGACAUCAAGACCGCCUCGGACAGCAUUAGCCGCAUGGCCGUCCCCACCUGCCUGCUCCAGAUGAAGAUCCAGGAAGACCCCGUUCUGUGUGGGGACAAACCGUCCGUGACAGCGGUCACCAUGGAGCUGAGUAAGGAGACACUGGACACCAUGCUCGACGGGCUUGGCCGCAUCCGAGACCAGCUCUCCGCCGUGGCCAACAAAUGAGCCGGCCGACUGCCCUUGUCCCCCCGGGCGUGUCCCCGCCGCAGGUCGGCUACU